UGCAAAAAUUGUUUCGUGAUUUUAAAUCAUAAUUUUAUUCCCUUUUGAAGAUUUGAAAAUAAUUGUUGAAAAUUCUUAUAUAUUGCCCCCAUGCGCCGCCCCUGCGCUCGCCGACAUACCUGCGGCCCGGACCUAGCCGAAGUUGUGUGGGAACGCGCCGAGUGCACCAUCUCACAUCCCCACUCCUCCUAAGCUCAGAGCUACUGAGACGUGCGCCGAAAGCUCAGCAUCAACGCACACCGCGAUCGAACACGUCCCAAAUCGGUCGAUACCCAAUUGUGUGUGAUUUGUUUCCCAAGAUGGUCACGGGAACUACCAACACUCCAGUGGUGCAACCCAACGCCGUACCAUCGACCAACAACCAGAUGGAAAUGGCAGCGGUCACCAAACGCGUCAGUGAUAAUCGAAGGAGUAAUAAACCCAUCAUGGAAAAACGGAGGCGGGCGAGGAUCAAUAACAGUUUGAAUGAGUUGAAGACACUUAUUUUGGAUGCGAUGAAAAAAGACCCGGCCCGCCACUCCAAAUUGGAGAAAGCCGACAUCCUGGAAAUGACCGUCAAACACCUCCAAAACCUCCAACGCCAGCAGGCGGCGAUGUCCGCCGCCACCGACCCCUCCGUUGUGAGCAAAUUCAGGGCCGGCUUCAGCGAAUGCGCCACUGAAGUGGGCCGCUUCCCCGGCUUGGACCCCGUGGUGAAGCGUCGUCUGUUGCAACACCUCGCCAGUUGCCUCAAUCAGGCCCCCAAGGAGCCCCAGGUCCAGGUGAUCGUCCCCGACGUGGCCCCCAACAACAUCAUCCUGGGGAACGGCGCCGGGGUGCAACUGGUGCCCACGCGACUGGCCAACGGGGACAUAGCGCUGGUCCUGCCCUCGCAAGGGGCCUCGCCCUUGCCCCUGCUGGUGCCCAUUCCGCAGAGGACGGCGUCCACGGCGUCGGCGUCCUCGGCGUCGAACUACUCGCCGAGUCACAGUCCCGAGCCGGAGACAGUGAGGCCGCUGUCGCUGGUGGUGAGGAGGUGCGAGGAGCCCUCGGAGGAGAAGCCCUGGAGGCCGUGGUAGAAAGUGAUGUGAUUCAGUGCUUUUUUGUGAUAAUUGAAAUUGAGGAUUGCCAUGUUGUAUAUAUUGUUUAUUUUUUUAUAAAAAAUGGUUAAAUUAUUUAUAGGUUAGGGAGUUAAGUACAAGUUUAUUACUGCAAAGUGCCUUAUCAACAGCAAGAUCAUUCAUGUCUUCCAGUUGGUAAUAUUUACUAUUUUAUAUUUAUAUUAAAUUGUAUUCUAUUUUAUUAUUUGCUAAUAAAACUGAUAUUUUCAUAGAA
Molecule: messenger RNA, 1314 nt
Organism: Tribolium madens (black flour beetle)
Lineage: Eukaryota; Metazoa; Arthropoda; Insecta; Coleoptera; Tenebrionidae
Gene: hry
Product: protein hairy
Exons: 3
Coding region: 300-1058 (252 amino acids)
Biological process (GO): regulation of transcription by RNA polymerase II; anterior/posterior pattern specification; regulation of neurogenesis
Cellular component (GO): nucleus
Molecular function (GO): DNA-binding transcription factor activity, RNA polymerase II-specific; protein dimerization activity; RNA polymerase II cis-regulatory region sequence-specific DNA binding
Source: RefSeq, a predicted model, not a curated record